Molecule: messenger RNA, 4607 nt
Organism: Callithrix jacchus (white-tufted-ear marmoset)
Lineage: Eukaryota; Metazoa; Chordata; Mammalia; Primates; Cebidae
Gene: KCNN2
Product: potassium calcium-activated channel subfamily N member 2
Biological process (GO): potassium ion transport
Cellular component (GO): membrane
Molecular function (GO): small conductance calcium-activated potassium channel activity; calmodulin binding
Source: RefSeq, a predicted model, not a curated record
AGGGGAAGCCGACUGGCGGGCGCGCGGCCUUAACCCGUGCGACGCCGGCCAGCUCCUGCGGCAGCCGGGGAUUGCGGGAUGGAGACCGCGCUGGGAAUGGGAAUCAAGGCACGUUUCUAACCUUGCACUGGAACAAUACAUAGUCUGCGAUUCUCUUCCUCCCUCUUUCCUCUGAACCUCCCUCCGGUUAACACCUGAAAUUCGGCCUUAGAAAACACACACAUACACACACACAUACACACGAUGGAAUUUGUUCCAUAUCUUUUUUUUUUUUUAAACCUUCGAGAGGCAUAAAUCCAAACCUAAAAUUAAAAACAUCCCCAAAUUUGGUUUUGGGAAUCACGUUGGCUUUUCCUCUUCAGCGGCAUUCCUUCUCCAGUGCUGCAUAAGGACUGCUACUUUCUCGGGGUGGGAAGUAUCAAAAGGAAACGGUGUGUGUGUGUGCGCGCGCGCGCGUUUAUUUUUGGCGCAUGCACACCCCUCGGUAGCCUCAAGGUCGGCGACACCCUGAGCAUUCGGGCCCCCGCCUACAGGGCUUGUUCCUGCCAGCCAAGGACUCGAGAAGGAGGGAGUCCCCGGUCUCAGCUGGGCGCCUGGGACUCGGUUCAGUGUUUAGCACAGUCAGUACCGAAGCAGGGGCAGCCAGGUGGGAGCUGGGCGCCCCAAAGGUGGACCCCAAUCAGCAGCGAGUGGGCAGCGGGGGCCCGGCUCGCCUGCGCCUCGAGGCUCCCCGGCCGGCUCUCUGCGCCCUGGAGCUGGGGAUCCGGGGGCGCUCUCCCGGGCCGCAAGCAGGCAAGGCACGGAAUUUGACGCCCGGAGAGGCAGCUGGUCCUGCUUAGGACUCCUGAUUCUCCUCAGAUGGAAACAGUUUCUCCCGGUGAACCUGCCGGAAUUCCCAGUGGACUCGCACUUCGGCUUUGCCCACUGGCGCAUUUAACCAAGGCCGCAUUUACCGCUUUGAGGCAAAUUUGAGCUUCAAAUGGAGCGGGACUCCUGCUUGCAGAAUGAGGUAAACCACAAGGAAAGCCAGUCAUAAGAAAUGUGUUAAAUGAAGAUGGAUCAGAAAAACAGAGUACACAGUAUCGUGGUCCACAGUAGGGUCUACCACAGGGACCAGGUUCAUGAAAUUUUCAGGAAUUAAAGUUAGUCCUGAGGAAAGUUCAUGAAUGUCUAAUGCUGGACUGUGGUAUUUGGAGCUCUUCAUCACACAUGACAGAUUAACCAGAUAUCCUGAGGACCUGUGGAAUUUGCACCUGUGGGAGCAUCCCAGGGUUCCAUGGCUGGACUCAAAUGGCAAGACUCUGGUUUCGAAGAGUAGUUUGAUUCUUGCUGAGAGAACUACAAAAGGAUGGACUCCAGCAAGAGAAAAAGUGAAUCUAAGGAAUGGAGUGGGAUAUAAGCAAUAGCGGGACAUGGAUGAAUCUGGAAACCAUCAUUCUCAGAAAACUGACAGAAGAACAGAAAAUCAAACACCACAUGUUCUCACUCACAGCAAGAGGUAUGCAAGGCUGAUUUCUUGUAAAAAAAAAUAAUGGAUCUGAAUGUGAAGAAAAGACUUGCAGGUGAGGAGGAAGAAGAGGAGCAGAAGAGGAGCCGGAGGCCGGCGUUGGCUGAGCACCCCCAACACCUUUGAGCGAACCACCUGCCUCUCCACCUCCAGGGAAGCCCUCGGACCUCUGGAUUCGGGCUGCCGGAGGGCCUGAGCGCCUAGAGCCCAGGACCCGGCGGCCGGGGGCGCUAGCCCCUCAUGUUCCGGAGAAGGCGCAAAUGUGAUGUCAUGCCCAUUGUUUUGGUGCGCCCAACCAAUCGGACUCGCCGCCUGGAUUCUACCGGAGCCGGCAUGGGCCCUUCCUCGCACCAGCAGCAGGAGUCCCCGCUCCCGACCAUAACGCAUUGCGCAGGGUGCACCACCGCUUGGUCUCCCUGCAGCUUUAACAGCCCUGACAUGGAAACCCCAUUGCAGUUCCAGCGCGGCUUCUUCCCAGAGCAGCAGCCGCCGCCGCCGCGCUCCUCACACCUGCAUUGCCAGCAGCAGCAACAGAGCCAGGACAAGCCGUGCCCGCCCUUCGCGCCCCUCCCGCACCCUCACCACCUCGCGCACCAGCAGCCGGCCAGCGGCGGCAGCAGCCCAUGCCUCCGGUGCAACAGCUGCGCCUCCUCCGGUGCCCCGGCGGCGGGGGCGGGGGAUAACCUGUCCCUGCUGCUCCGCACCUCCUCGCCCGGCGGCGCCUUCCGGACCCGCACCUCCUCGCCGCUGUCGGGCUCGUCGUGUUGCUGCUGCUGCUGCUCGUCGCGCCGGGGCAGCCAGCUCAAUGUGAGCGAGCUGACGCCGUCCAGCCAUGCCAGUGCGCUCCGGCAGCAGUACGCGCAGCAGCCCGCGUCCACCUCCCAGUACCACCAGUGCCACAGCCUGCAGCCCGCCGCCAGCCCUACGGGCAGCCUCGGCAGCCUGGGCUCCGGGCCCCCGCUCUCGCACCACCACCACCACCCGCACCCGGCGCACCACCAGCACCACCAGCCCCAGGCGCGCCGCGAGAGCAACCCCUUCACCGAAAUAGCCAUGAGCAGCUGCAGGUACAACGGGGGCGUCAUGCGGCCGCUCAGCAACUUGAGCGCGUCCCGCCGGAACCUGCACGAGAUGGACUCAGAGGCGCAGCCCCUGCAGCCCCCCGCGUCCGUCGGAGGAGGUGGCGGCGCGUCCUCCCCGUCUGCAGCCGCCGCCGCUUCGUCCUCAGCUCCCGAGAUCGUGGUGUCGAAGCCCGAGCACAACAAUUCCAACAACCUGGCGCUCUAUGGAACCGGCGGCGGAGGCAGCACUGGAGGAGGCGGCGGCGGUGGCGGGAGCGGGCACGGCAGCAGCAGUGGCACCAAGUCCAGCAAAAAGAAAAACCAGAACAUCGGCUAUAAGCUGGGCCACCGGCGCGCCCUGUUCGAAAAGCGCAAGCGGCUCAGCGACUACGCGCUCAUCUUCGGCAUGUUCGGCAUCGUGGUUAUGGUCAUCGAGACCGAGCUGUCAUGGGGCGCUUACGACAAGGCGUCGCUGUAUUCCUUAGCUCUGAAAUGCCUUAUCAGUCUCUCCACGAUCAUCCUGCUCGGUCUGAUCAUCGUGUACCACGCCAGGGAAAUACAGUUGUUCAUGGUGGACAAUGGAGCAGAUGACUGGAGAAUAGCCAUGACUUAUGAGCGUAUUUUCUUCAUCUGCUUGGAAAUACUGGUGUGUGCUAUUCAUCCCAUACCUGGGAAUUAUACGUUCACAUGGACGGCCCGGCUUGCCUUCUCCUAUGCCCCAUCCACAACCACCGCUGAUGUGGAUAUUAUUUUAUCUAUACCAAUGUUCUUAAGACUCUAUCUGAUUGCCAGAGUCAUGCUUUUACAUAGCAAACUUUUCACUGAUGCCUCCUCUAGAAGCAUUGGAGCACUUAAUAAGAUAAACUUCAAUACGCGUUUUGUUAUGAAGACUUUAAUGACUAUAUGCCCAGGAACUGUACUCUUGGUUUUUAGUAUCUCAUUAUGGAUAAUUGCCGCAUGGACUGUCCGAGCUUGUGAAAGGUACCAUGAUCAACAGGAUGUUACUAGCAACUUCCUUGGAGCGAUGUGGUUGAUAUCAAUAACUUUCCUCUCCAUUGGUUAUGGUGACAUGGUACCUAACACAUACUGCGGAAAAGGAGUCUGCUUGCUUACUGGAAUUAUGGGUGCUGGUUGCACAGCCCUGGUGGUAGCUGUAGUGGCAAGGAAGCUAGAACUUACCAAAGCAGAAAAACACGUGCACAAUUUCAUGAUGGAUACUCAGCUGACUAAAAGAGUAAAAAAUGCAGCUGCCAAUGUACUCAGGGAAACAUGGCUAAUUUACAAAAAUACAAAGCUAGUAAAAAAGAUAGAUCAUGCAAAAGUAAGAAAACAUCAACGAAAAUUCUUGCAAGCUAUUCAUCAAUUAAGAAGUGUAAAAAUGGAGCAGAGGAAGCUGAAUGACCAAGCAAACACCUUGGUGGACCUGGCAAAGACCCAGAAUAUCAUGUAUGACAUGAUUUCUGACUUAAACGAAAGGAGUGAAGACUUCGAGAAGAGGAUUGUUACCCUGGAAACAAAAUUAGAGACUUUGAUUGGUAGCAUCCACGCCCUCCCUGGGCUCAUAAGCCAGACCAUCAGGCAGCAGCAAAGAGAUUUCAUUGAGGCUCAGAUGGAGGGCUACGACAAGCAUGUCACUUACAACACUGAACGGUCCCGGUCCUCGUCCAGGAGGCGGCGGUCCUCCUCCACAGCGCCACCAACUUCAUCAGAGAGUAGCUAGAAGAGAAUAAGUUAACCACAAAAUAAGACUUUUUGCCAUCAUAUGGUCAAUAUUUUAGCUUUUAUUGUAAAGCCCCUAUGGUUCUAAUCAGCGUUAUCCGGGUUCUGAUGUCAGAAUCCUGGGAACCUGAACACUAAGUUUUAGGCCAAAAUGAGUGAAAACUCUUUUUUUUUUCUUUCAGAUGCACAGGGAAUGCACCUAUUAUUGCUAUAUAGAUUGUUCCUCCUGUAAUUUCACUAACUUUUUAUUCAUGCACUUCAAACAAACUUUACUACUACAUUAUAUGAUAUAUAAUAAAAAAAGUUAAUUUCUGCACAUA